Molecule: messenger RNA, 1134 nt
Organism: Pieris macdunnoughi
Lineage: Eukaryota; Metazoa; Arthropoda; Insecta; Lepidoptera; Pieridae
Source: the annotation of a GenBank genome assembly
AUGAGACUGGGCAAAGUCAGGAUAUGUUUUGAAGACACUCAUGUGAUGAUAUUCAUCGGUUUCGGUUUCCUGAUGACAUUCUUGAAGAAAUACUCCUACAGUGCCCUUGGCUUUAAUUGGUUCCUUGCAGCGCUCGUCAUACAAUGGGCUUUACUCUGCCAAUCAUUUUACCAUAUGAAGGACAACACAAUAUACCUUACAAAGAAAUUGCUGUUGGAGGCAGAUAUAAUGUCGGCUACAGUUUUGAUCACAUUUGGUGCCGUUCUUGGGGUUGCCAGUGGACUUCAGCUGCUUUUCAUAGCUAUUAUUGAAACAGCCGUCGGUUGCUUCAACUUCUGGCUGGUUGAGGACGUCUUUAAAGCAGCUGACGUCGGUGGAUCAAUUGCAAUUCAUGCGUUUGGGGCUUAUUUCGGCCUCGGUGUGAGCUUGGCUCUGAAAGGGAAGAAAAAAAAAUCUGAAACUGCGGAAAAUGUGGUUGACCUGAAUGGCCCUAGCUAUAUGUCGGAUGUAACGGCUAUGAUUGGAUCAAUAUUCCUCUGGAUCUACUGGCCAUCUUUCAACUCGGCACUCACCAAUUCUAACACCGAGUACCAACGGGCCGUCGCCAAUACAUAUUUGGCGCUUGCAGCUGCUACAGUAACAACUUUCGUCAUGUCUUCAGUAUUGAGCAAGCAUCAUGGCAAACUGGAUAUGGUGCACGUACAGAACUCAACGUUGGCUGGAGGAGUGGCUGUUGGAUCAGUGUGCAAUAUGUAUAUUGGGGCAGGAACUGCUGUUGCUAUCGGAAUGGGGGCUGGAGUGCUCAGUGUGCUUGGGUACCAAUACUUAACACCACUACUCACUCGGAUUGGAAUUGGUGAUACAUGUGGAGUGCACAACCUUCACGGAAUGCCUGGCGUCUUUUCUGGUAUACUGACUGCUGUCUUUGCCGGUCUGGCGACUAAAGAGGAGUACGGCGCUGAUCUGACCGGCGUUUUUGAGGCCAUGAAUGAGGAAGGCGUCGCAAGGACUGCAAGCGACCAAGCUCUAAACCAAUUUUUGUCAUUGAUAGUGACUCUUGUAGUUUCUUUUAUCGCUGGAACUAUCACUGGUAAGUUUAUGGAGGAAAAGAUCCACCCUCAUAUUGAAAAGUAA